This is a messenger RNA of Plasmodium adleri (nom. inval.), 4284 nucleotides long. RefSeq names its product cdc2-related protein kinase 3. Gene Ontology annotation, molecular function: cyclin-dependent protein serine/threonine kinase activity; ATP binding; RNA polymerase II CTD heptapeptide repeat kinase activity. Gene Ontology annotation, biological process: positive regulation of transcription elongation by RNA polymerase II; protein phosphorylation. The coding region runs from base 1 to 4284 and encodes 1427 amino acids. Gene Ontology annotation, cellular component: cyclin-dependent protein kinase holoenzyme complex; nucleus. The record is from RefSeq and is a predicted model, not a curated record. The transcript has 3 exons. Lineage: Eukaryota; Apicomplexa; Aconoidasida; Haemosporida; Plasmodiidae.
AUGAACGUUAAAGAUGUAGAUACUGUUUUAGAUAUUUUUAGAGGAGGUCCUGGUGUUCAUACUUGUUCAGGUAUAGAAAAUUAUUUUUUAGAAAGCAAUACAUUAGAUUAUGAUAUUAAAAAAGAAUUCAUAAAAAACUUAGAGAACCCCACAUGUUUAUCAAAAUUUUGUAUGUUAAAGAGAAAGUUAGUUUAUGACUUUUUUUUAGUAAAAAAAGAAAUAGUGAAAAAAAAAUUGUGGACAUGUAUAGAAAGUAUAAUCAAUAAAUUAAAUGAUGAUGAUAUAAUAAAAGUACAUAGAUAUUUAAAAAAGGAAUCUGGAAAUGUUAUUCAUACAUUUUUAAAUAAUAUACAUUUGAAUAAAGAUCUUGAAACAAAAGGAAGAAGACGACGAAGAAGAAAAAAAAUAUAUAUAUUAAAAAAAAGAAAAGGAAAAAAAAAAAACAAUCAUAAUAUACAACAUAAUAAUUUCAAUAUAAAUUCUAAUAAAUUAUAUUGUAAUUUACCUAUUAAUUUAAAUUUAGAACAUAUAUUUUGGAACCAUAUAAAUAUAAAAAAUUAUAAAAAGAAAUAUUUUUAUCAUAUUAAUAAAAAUAUAAAUUCAUUGUGGAAAGUAUAUUUAUCAUAUAACAUGUUAAAUAUAAAUAAAUGUGAACGUAAAGAUAUUAUAAAAAAUAUUCUCCACACAUUAUUAAAAAAAGAAUAUGAACAAUUAAAUUGUUUUGAAUGGGAUUCAAAAGUUCUUCUUUAUAAAUUAUUAAAAAAAGAAGAUUCAAAAAAUAUAUCACUUGAAAAUUAUAUAGAAGAUGAUGAUAUAAUAAGUAAUUCAAUUAAUCAUUUUGACAACAAUGUGGAUAUAUAUCUUAAUAGGAAAGAUAAUUCAGAAAAUAAAAAUAAUACUAAUAUUAAAGAUAAAAUUGAUUCCAUUUCUGAAGAUGAUAAAUUAAGUCUUCAAACAGAUGGUCAAACAUAUAAUAAUAAAAAUAAUAAUAAUAAUAAUAAAAAAAAAAAAAAAAAAAAAAAGAUCAUCAUGAAUAGUAAUAAUAUUUUAUUAAAUUAUAAUAAAAAUGGUCAAUUAUUAGAUGAUUCUUUAAAAUUAUAUAAUAACAACAAUAAUAAUAAUAAUAAUAGUAAUAAUAAUAGUAAUAAUAAUAGUAAUAAUAAUAAUAAUAAUAAUAAUAGUGUUCAUUUCCAUGUUCAUCACAACAACUUAAGUGAUUUUAAAAAUAUACAUUAUAAAGAUACAGAUAUAAUAUAUGAAUUAUUAUUAAAAUCUAUAAAAGGAGAAAUAAAAUUAAAAGUUAAAAAUUUUGUUAAGGUUCAUCAGGUCGGACAAGGAGCUUAUGGAGAUGUAUGGAUGGCAGAAGAUAUAAUAAAUAAUCAGAGAGUAGCAUUAAAAAAAUUAAAAUUAAAUGAAGAAAAAGAUGGAUUUGCAAAAACUUAUAUAAGAGAAAUAUCUAUUUUAAAUUCUUUAAAACAUGAAAAUAUUGUUGAAUUAAUUGGAGUCGUACAUUCUAUUUUACCUAUCAAUUUUUUUAAUCAAACUAUAAUAAAUCAACCUUCUCAAAAUUCUAAUCCUAUCAAUAUAAAUCAAAAUAAUAUUUUUAAAAACAAUCUUUUUGAUCAUAAUAGUUAUAAAGAUUUUCUUAUUACUGAAAAGAAUUAUUUUUUUAAUAAAAAAAAGUUAAGUACAUUAUUUAUGUCACCACAAAAAAGAAAUUUCUCAACAAAUUCAGAUGUGUCAUUUGAUGAAGACAAGUCAUUUGAUGAAGAUAUAUCAUUUGAUGAAGACAAGUCAUUUGAUGAAGACAAGUCAUUUGAUGAAGAUAUAUCAUUUGAUGAAGACAAGUCAUUUGAUGAAGAUAUAUCAUUUGAUGAAGACAAGUCAUUUGAUGAAGACAAGUCAUUUGAUGAAGAUAUAUCAUUUGAUGAAGACAAGUCAUUUGAUGAAGAUAUAUCAUUUGAUGAAGACAUGUCAUUCAAUCAAGAUGUGUCAUCCCAUCAAGAUGUGUCAUCCCAUCAAGAUGUGUCAUCCCAUCAAGAUGUGUCAUCCCAUCAAGAUGUAUCAUCAAAUAAUUUAUUAAAACAUAAUAAUGUGGAUCCAUCCAUUUCUCUUCCAUUAUCUUCUUACGAAGAUACCCUUUCAAGUGAUAGUACCCAUUCUGACUGUUCAUCCUCCACUUUAUCUUCAUUCAUCUCAUACGAUAAAAAUAAAGAAAAAAAAUCAUGCAUCUGGAUGGUCUUUGAAUAUAUUCCUUUUGAUCUGUCAGGAUAUAGUGAACUACUUAGAGAAGAAAGAAAUGAAAAAGAAAGAUAUAAAUUUGCUAACUUAUUCAGUAUAGGUGAAAUAAAAAAUAUUUUUAUACAAUUAUUAAAAGCAUUAGAUUAUUGUCAUAAAAAUAAUAUUAUCCAUAGAGAUAUUAAAAUAGCUAAUUUGUUAAUAGAUAAUAAUGGAAUACUAAAACUAGCUGAUUUUGGACUAGCUAGAUUCCAUUCUGAUAUUAAUGCAUCUAAUAUGACAAAUAGAGUUAUUACAUUAUGGUAUAGACCACCAGAAUUAUUAUUAGGUUCUGAAAAUUAUAUGUCAUCUGUUGAUAUGUGGAGUUGUGGUUGUGUAUUAGCAGAAUUAUUAACUAGCAAUCCUUUAUUUUCUGCUGAAAAUGAAACAGAUAUAUUAAAAAUUAUUCUUAAUAAGUUAGGAUUUCCAAAUGAUAGAGAUCUAAAAUAUUUAAAAAAUUUACCUUAUUGGAAUUUAUUGAAAUUAAAUCCUAUACAUCCAAAUAAUAUUAAUCAUAAUAUAAAUCAUAAUAAAAAAAUAGAAACAGAAAGUUCUAUAAGAAAUAUACCUGGAGUAGGAGAUCUAGGAUUAGAUCUUAUCAAAAAAUGUUUAAAGUGGAAUCCAUAUGAAAGAAUCACAGCUAGUGACGCGCUUAAUCAUCCAUGGUUUAAGAUACAACCAUUGUCUGAAAAAAUACAUCAAAGAAAUAAUAUUAAAGCAGCUCAUAGUUUUAUGACCAAAAAUUAUAAAAAAAGGGAUAUACCCAAAAAUAAUUAUUCUAAACUUAAUGAAAAUUUUAGAUAUAUAAAUGUAGGCAAUUACAGAAGGGCUUAUCUUCUAAGUAAAUAUAAUGAUCACCUUUUAUAUCUUAACUCACGUUCAUCAAAGAGGGAUAUACUAAAGGCCCCGUCUCUUCACCAGGAAGAAAAAGAUAAGAAAAAAGAUAAAGAAACCAAAACGGAAAGGAAAAAUAUAGAACACAAGGAUAAGAAACAUAAAGAAUUAGUAAAUAUUAAAAAGGAAGAUGAAACACGACACAGUAAAAAAUGUAAAGUCGAAUCUGUCACCGAUUACAGUGAUAGAGGAGAAAAUUUAAAAACCCCUCUUGAUAAUUCCAUAAAAAAAAAUGAACACAAAUUAAAUUCAAAUAAGUCAGAUGUAGACAAAACUAGGAAAUCAAUUACCAUAUCAAGAGACGGAAGCUUAAGAAGGAAGGAAAGAAAGACAAUAGCAGUGGUAAAAUAUUAUGACCAUAAAACGAAAGAAUAUAAUUAUAGCCAUAGCCCAAGUCAUUCUAAAAAGCACAACAAUGAAAAAAGGGAAAAGGAAAAAAAAACUGAAGGUUUAGAUUAUAGGAGGGAAAGCAACAACUAUUUUGGAAGAAGCAGAGAAGGUGUAGAUGAUAGGAGAAGAUAUUCAACCAUUUGUAAAAUUGGUUAUAACAAUGCAGAUGGGUAUAGGGAUAGAAUAAGUCACAGGAGUAGGGAAAGGGAGUGGUAUAAAAAAUCAUACGGAAGAAGGAGUAGAGAUAGGGAUAGAGACAGAGAUAGAGAAAGAGAAAGAGAAAGGGAUAGAGAAAGAGAUAGAGAUAAAGAUAGAGAAAGGGAUAGAGAAAGAGAUAGAGAUAAAGAUAGAGAAAGAGAUAGAGAAAGAGAUAGAGAAAGAGACAGAGAAAGAGACAGAGAUAGAGAAAGAGAAAGAGAAAGGGAUAGAGAAAGAGAUAGAGAUAAAGAUAGAGAAAGGGAUAGAGAAAGAGAUAGAGAUAAAGAUAGAGAAAGGGAUAGAGAAAGAGAUAGAGAUAAAGAUAGAGAACGAGAAAGAGACCGAGAAAGAAACAGAGAUAGAGAUAGAGAAAAAGAAAAGAAAAGAGAUAAAGAUAAAGAAAAUGAUAAAAAUAAAGAAGCUGAUCAUAAAAAGACGACGAAUGAAAGUCAUCAAGUGAACGAUCAAAAAAAACAUAAAUUAGAUACUGAAGAAUUAAGGGUUGAAAAGAAAAAGAAAAUAUAA